Messenger RNA from Melitaea cinxia (Glanville fritillary), 821 nucleotides. RefSeq lists its product as uncharacterized. The record is from RefSeq and is a predicted model, not a curated record. Lineage: Eukaryota; Metazoa; Arthropoda; Insecta; Lepidoptera; Nymphalidae. The transcript has a single exon. Bases 24 to 752 code for a protein of 242 amino acids.
CGACGUUUGAAUAUAUUGUGACAAUGAUCGCGUUCGCGUUGUUAGCUAUUGUGGCGUGCGCAAGUGCUGCGCCCCACUACCAUCACGAUCACCACCGUCACCACCACAAUAACUUCCACGAUAAUGAUGACUUCAGCCUGGAUAAAUUCAUGGAGGGAUCGGUGUUUGACACGAGCUCAUUCUGGGAGCAAAUGAGGAAAGAGAUGAUCGGACUGACCGCGAUGAUCGAAGAUUUGCGACAACGCUUCCCCACCGGCCUUAUGGAAGAGAAAAUCGAAGGGAAUGAGUACAAAAUAACCAUUUCCCUUACCGGUUUCACAGACAAAGAAAUCGUUGUCAAGGCGAGGAAGGGACUUUUGAUUGUGGAAGCUGUUCAUAAAGUUGAUGGCGAGCCGGGGAGGAGCUACCUGGACUUGAGGACUCUGCCAGAUGUUGUCAACGUAAAUGGCAGCUGGACAUACGAAAAUGGCUUACUUAAGAUCGUUUUCCCUCUGGAGCACAAGAGUGAAGGUGAGCCGGCGGUAACGGAAGCCGUAGUCACUCAGGCACCGGAACACAGUCAUGAAGUAGUUGAAACUGAACAAAAAGGUACCAAUGACCAGAAUGCUGAUGUCGGAAUCGUUGGAGGAGCUACUAAUAACGGAAACAGUGUAUCGGCAAAUGAAAUACCCCAGGGACAGAAUGUUGAAGCUACAACGUACGCCGUAGACUUGAAAGGCGAGGUAGAGCUCGUGCCUAUAACUAACUAUUAAAGUUAUUGACUGAUUCUUGUGUGACUCAUUUUGUGGUAGUUAAUAAUAAUAAUAAAAAAAAAACAAAUA